CAGGCGCAGAGGGUGCGAUCCUACGGACCUCAAGCUCCUAGGAGGCACAGAGGUAGGGCUGUCGCCAUCUGACCCUAACCUCGUCCGGUUGCUUCCGCUGGCCCGGGUCCAGCCUCGGUGGCUAGAGCGUCGCGGGACGUUGGGCGCGCGCUGCGGACCGCCCCAGAGCCCGCCGCUCGCGCCUGACGCCUCAAGGUGAGGCAAAGUCAUGGGAUUCCCCACCCGUCUCCGAACCUCCAUGGUUUCUGAAGACAUGAAGUAGCAGAGCCUUGGGUAGAGUAUGUGUGUUUGGACUGUAAAAUGGAUUCUUAAGCCCAAAUCAACAUCUUAACUGUCCCAUGAUUGUAUGCUAUUAAAUACGCCUUUGGGGGGGGGGGUACCUGCUCUUUAAAAAGUCAAGUAGAAACGAAAUGAAAGAUUAUCAUUACUAUACAGUGAAGUAUGUGGUAGGUGAAACAGUAGUUUCCUAGAAAUGGUGAAGUGGAAGCUUUGGAUAACACCUGAAGGAAUAAAGAACUGAUGAAGUAGAGAUGGUACCUGUAGGUAACUGAGGAGAUUUGUGGAGGAGUGUUGGAGCUGAAAGGGCAGUGUGGUGUUAACAUGAUCUUAGAUGGGAGACUUGAGCAGCCUAAAGCCAAUGGGAGAGAGUGAAGGCUUUCCAGUACAGUAGAGAGGAGUACUGUCUCAGAAUAGUAGGACAGUCAGGUCCAUCCAGACAGAGGAUAUUUAGUGUUGGCAUAGAAACAGCACCUUUCUAUAAGAGAAUCACUUAUAAGAGGCAGAGAGGAGGAAGUAGGGCUUGCAAUUGCAGGUAACUUUUUAUGUUAUUACUAGAAUGAAGUUGAAGGGAUUUUUUUUUUUUUUUGGUGGCUUCAGAUCUCACUAUUUGGAAGGAAAAUAAAUCUGAAAGCAAGAGGAAAGAGUAGGGAAUUGGAGGCUUGAGUAGCGUUCAAGAGACCUAAAACAGCAUCAUGAGAAACAUGAACAAUUCACUAUAGUGCGUAAUGAAACUUGACGCCAUAAACUCCUGCUGCCAUGACCUAGGACAAGUGGAAAUUUCUUCCAGACCCUGUGACCUGAAGCAGUUAUGACCCUAAGGGACAUUCUUGUUAGCCAAGAGAUAGGCAACUCAAGGUAACUCAAGCUGACAAAGCAGCUUUUAGGGGCAACUUGGGGUCAUAUUUCAGGCCCUUCAUGGUACCAUGCUAUGUUGAGCUUAUAACCUUGUAUCAUCAGAGCUUUCCCACUAAGACGGAGAAUAGAGAAUGUAUUGCCCCAAUCACAGAGCUCACUGAUGAGUCUGAUACUAAUACUCUUAGCCUGUGGCUGGAAAUCCGGAAAGGCCGGAAAGGUUACCUUGUGAAGCGUCUCUCUUUUUGUCCCCUAUACCUAGCACUUGUCUCUGCAUCGAAAUGGCUAAAGUCUACAGGGUUGAGACAUCCUUCUGAUAUGCUCAGAGCUAUACUUCUUCCCCGGCUGCUGUGACAACUUAGUGGCCCCACUAUGUCCAGGCUCCAGACCGAGGAGCAGGCAGUGGAUUCCGAGGGAGAUUCAUCCCUACACAGGAGAAAUGAGGAGGGGACGCAGAGCUCCCACCGCAUGCUGGGCUUCAGUGAUGCACUGCUAUCCAUCAUCGCCACUGUCAUGAUCCUGCCUGUGACCCACACAGAGAUCUCACCAGAACAGCAGUUUGACAAAAGUAUACAGAAACUCCUAGCAACUAGGAUUGCAGUCUACCUCAUGACAUUUCUAAUCAUAACUGUGGCCUGGACAGCACAUACCAGGUUGUUCCAGGUUGUUGGAAAAAUAGAUGAUACACUUGCCUUGCUCAACCUGGCCUGUAUGAUGACUAUCACCCUCCUACCCUACACAUUUUCGCUAAUGGUAACAUUCCCUGAUGUGCCCCUGGGCAUCUUCCUGUUCUGCAUGUGUGUAAUUGCCAUUGGAUCUGUGCAGGCAAUGAUUGUGGGCUAUGCCUUCCACUUCCCACAUCUGCUGAAUCCACAAAUCCAGUGCUCUACACAUAGGGAUCUAUCCCGGCGGCAUAUCCUGCACCUAGUCCUCCGUGGCCCAGCACUGUGUUUUGUUGCAGCUGUCUUUUCCCUCUUCUUCUUCCCCUUGUCAUACCUGCUGAUGGUGACUGUCAUCUUCCUCCCUCACAUCAGCAAGGCUACCACCUGGUGCAAAGACAAGUUUAUGGGCCACAGGGAGUCUCCAGCUCACAACGUGGAACCCUUCAGUAUCGACCUGCAUGCACCCCUCAGCAAAGAGCGGGUGGAAGCUUUCAGCGACGGCGUCUAUGCCAUCGUGGCCACACUCCUCAUCCUGGACAUCUGUGAGGACAAUGUUCCGGAUCCCAAGGAUGUGCAAGCGAAAUUCAGUGGCAGCCUUGUGGCUGCCCUGGGUGCAUAUAGGCCACAAUUCUUGGCAUACUUCGGCUCCUUCGCCACAGUGGGUCUGCUCUGGUUUGCCCACCAUUCACUCUUUCUGCAUGUCCGGAAGGCUACACAGACCAUGGGGUUACUCAACAUACUAUCGCUGGCCUUUGUGGGUGGCCUCCCUCUGGCCUACCAGCAGACCUCAGCUUUUGCCCGGCAACCCCAUGAUGAACUUGAGCGUGUGCGUGUCAGCUGUGUCAUCAUCUUCUUUGCCAGCAUCUUCCAGUUUGCCAUCUGGACCACAGCCCUGCUGCAUCAGACAGAAACACUGCAGCCAGCUGUACAAUUUGGUGGGCAGGAGCAUGCUUUCAUGUUUGCCAAGCUUGCACUGUAUCCCUGUGCCAGCCUGCUGGCCUUUGCUGCCACCUGCCUACUGAGUAGGUUCAGCACAGCCAUCUUCCACCUCAUGCAGAUUUCGGUGCCCUUUGCGUUCCUGCUGCUCCGUCUCCUUGUACGCCUUGCCCUGGCAGGCCUUCAAGUCCUACGGGGCCUCUGGCCACAGCAUCCCCAACAAGACCAGAGUGAACCCGAGACACAGUCCCAGCUCUUGCCUGCCCCCUGCUAAUGGCAAGAAAGCCACUCAUGCCUAUCCUAGGCAUAUUGUAAGGGGUCCUAUGGAGAUGUCUUAGUACAAGUUUAUUGUGACACUGGGGGCUGUGGAUAUAUUGGCCUAGAUAUUGUUUACAUUGUGAAAUAUCAAGAUCUAUUUCAAGAGUAUGAACAUUGUUCACACUUUGCAGUGAAGGGUUUCAUCGGAACUGAAUUUAUUGUUUUUACCCAUUUACUUUCCUCCCUUGCCCACAACAUUGCCAGGGGAAUUUACCUGUCUGAUUAACCUGAACAAGCCACUUUGAGCUGUCACAGAGAUCUUGUUUGAGGCAGCAGCAUCCAGCCAGGACCAAAGGUCUAUCCCUAUGCCUUGCUCUGACCUGCAUGUGGCCACACAGGCUGUCCUUCUCCUUGGAACGUUCUAGCAAUUGAGUCUAGGCUAACUCAGCCUGAGAAGCUCUUGUCUGGCUCGCGUCCUCAAAAGUAUAGCGCUUUCCUGGUGGAACUGCCAGCCUAUUUGCCCAUUCCUGUACCAGUUGUUAGACAAAGACAAGAGUCAGCUAUGGGACAGCAAAACCCACACCGUGUAUUUGGCCCAGAUAUAACUUAGAUCACAUUCAGGUAGUGAUAAAUUACACACAAAGACAGGACCAGUGCACAGGACACACUCCACAUAAAGACAGUCUCACUUAAAUACAGAGGACAUGCUACGCUGACCGUAAUUUACAAAUAAUUCCUACAUAUUGAAAUAAAAAUGAAAAAUUACAUUACAAAGAA
This is a messenger RNA of Mus pahari (shrew mouse), 3764 nucleotides long. It is a transcript of the gene Tmem175, whose product is annotated as transmembrane protein 175. Gene Ontology annotation, molecular function: proton channel activity; potassium ion leak channel activity. NCBI's taxonomy places the organism in Eukaryota, Metazoa, Chordata, Mammalia, Rodentia, Muridae. The coding region runs from base 1504 to 3003 and encodes 499 amino acids. Gene Ontology annotation, cellular component: lysosome; endosome. The record is from RefSeq and is a predicted model, not a curated record. The transcript is spliced from 11 exons.